Messenger RNA from Nasonia vitripennis (jewel wasp), 2829 nucleotides. It is a transcript of the gene Mvl, whose product is annotated as protein Malvolio. The coding region runs from base 837 to 2573 and encodes 578 amino acids. Gene Ontology annotation, biological process: metal ion transport; response to manganese ion; manganese ion homeostasis. Gene Ontology annotation, cellular component: apical plasma membrane. Gene Ontology annotation, molecular function: cadmium ion transmembrane transporter activity; iron ion transmembrane transporter activity; manganese ion transmembrane transporter activity. The record is from RefSeq and is a predicted model, not a curated record. The transcript is spliced from 13 exons. NCBI's taxonomy places the organism in Eukaryota, Metazoa, Arthropoda, Insecta, Hymenoptera, Pteromalidae.
CACAAUACAUACACAUAUUUUAUCGUCUGCUUUUUUGUUGUGCUUUUUAUGAGCUUUUUAUACCUUCUACGAUGUUAAUGACUUUAGCGAGCGAGCCGUCAUGUGUCAAGGAACUCCGUAGAGGCGAAUGCCAUUUCAAAGCAACAUUAUUCAUCGUUCUUACUUCUCUCUUUCUCUCGCGAUUUUCCGUCGCUCCUUCUCUAAGUCACGGCAGACGUGUGACGUAGGGUGGGUCUAUAUGGCUAUAUAGGCUAUAUAGGGAAAGAAAGAUUCAGGGCCGUUUAACCCAUGACUUCAUGAGGGCCAUGAGCGUAUCACGGGAAAGCUCAGUGUGCGUGGUGGCGUGACGGUACGCAACUUCGUUCUUGUCAGUCAGCUGUUUUCUCGUGGAGAUGCACUUAGUAUAGAAUUAUAGAUCCAUCCGUGCCACCAGGGAGACUAGACGCUCUGAUGUUGAUGUGCGUAUGUAUAUAGUGAAAGUAACUUUUUGUUGCUGAUUGUUACUUUAGUGUUUAAGAUUUUAAGCCUCUGACGGGGGAGUACUGGGUCCUGAAGCAAUAGUCGAAAAAUGAGAGAUUGAUACAAGUGCCUUUUGUAUGUAUACUUACGGCUGGAUUGAGCUGAUGUUUUGGUUAGCUUUGUUGUAUCAGAUUGAGAAAACAUGUUUCGAUGAAGUAUGUCCCACUAGCCUAUACAAUUGCGUAACGUCCACGAAUUUGAUAAGAUAAUAUUUUCUACUAUGAGGACCAGUUGGAGAAGAACAGUCAAAGCAGUUUGUUGAAGUUUGAUUGCAACGAUACGUACGAUCAAGCAGUUGAUUUUGCUUCCGCGGCAUUAUGGGCGAGAACAACGGGGCAGGCGAGGGUGUCGUAACGACGACCAACAGCAGAGCCUAUCCCGUGAAGGACGCCGCUUCGGCUGGCAGUGGCAGGCAGGGAGCGAGCGAGAGCACGUCCCUGUCGCCCAACGCCAAGCAGACCUACUUCGCCGACGCCAGGAUUCGGAUACCCGAGGACGACGAGAGCUUUUUCAGCUUCAGGAAAUUAUGGGCCUUCACGGGGCCGGGCUUCCUGAUGUCCAUAGCUUACCUGGACCCAGGCAACAUAGAGUCCGACUUGCAGUCCGGUGUGAUCGCGAGAUACAAGCUACUGUGGGUGCUGCUGAGCGCGACGAUACUGGGCCUGGUCAUGCAGAGGCUGAGCGCCCGCCUGGGCGUCGUGACGGGCCUGCACCUGGCCGAGAUGUGCUACAGGCAGUACAAGAAAGUUCCUAGGCUGAUACUCUGGAUCAUGAUCGAGAUCGCCAUCAUAGGCAGCGACAUGCAGGAGGUCAUAGGCACGGCCAUCGCUCUCUAUCUUCUCACAAAUAAAGGGCUUCCGAUAUGGGGAGGAGUACUCAUCACCGUCGUCGACACGUUCACCUUCUUGUUCCUGGACAAGUACGGUCUGCGGAAACUGGAGCUGUUCUUCGGCUUCCUCAUCACCGUCAUGGCGGUUACGUUCGGCUACGAGUACGUGGUGUCGGCGCCGCCACAGGCCGACGUGAUGAAGGGCAUGUUCAUACCCUGGUGCGAAAACUGUGAUACGAGCGUCCUGCUGCAAGCCGUCGGCGUAAUCGGCGCUGUUAUUAUGCCUCAUAAUUUGUACCUGCACAGUGCUCUCGUCAAGUCUCGUGAUGUCGACCGCAGACAACCCAGCAAGGUCAAGGAGGCAAACAUGUACUACUUCGUCGAAGCCGCAAUCGCCCUGCUAGUGUCUUUCUUGAUCAACGUAUUUGUCGUCGCUGUUUUCGCGCACGGGCUUUUCGGAAAGUCCAAUCGGGAUGUCUUCGAGCUUUGCGAGAGCAACAACUUUACGCAAGGAACGGAAGUUUUUCAAAACAACACGGAUGCUUUCGAAGCCGAUCUCUACAAGGGCGGUAUCUUUCUGGGCUGUCAAUUUGGCUUCGCUGCCAUGAUAAUCUGGGCCAUCGGUAUCCUGGCUGCUGGUCAGUCGUCGACGAUGACCGGUACUUACGCCGGUCAGUUCGCCAUGGAGGGAUUCCUGAACUUGCAGUGGGCCAGGUGGAAGCGUGUCCUGUUCACCCGUACCAUUGCCAUUGUGCCAACCUUCUUCGUCGCUUUCUACGCCGACAUCAACGACCUCACCGGCAUGAACGACAUCCUCAAUGCGGUUAUGAGUCUUCAGCUGCCAUUCGCUGCUCUACCCACCAUCGCCUUCACCAGCAGCGUUCAGAUCAUGGGAGAGUUCAAGAACGGAAUAUUCAACAAAGUUGUUGCCACUGCUUUAUCCAUAUUGGUAAUUUCCAUCAACGUCUACUUCGUGUCUCAGACGGUCUCUGACAUCGUCGCCGAAGACCCGACGUAUAGGACCGAAAUCAUAGUGGGAAUCUCUAUAUUCGCUAUUUUGUAUUUAUUGUUCUGCCUUUAUCUCGUAAUUCAUAUGGCCAUCAGUAUGGGUGCAACGUCUCUGAAUAGAUUUUCUCUCAUCAACAAAUACAUUGGUGGACCAGUUGAAACGAGUUUUGGAUUAACAAAUCCAGUUGUUUAUUCGAGUAUGAGCAAACGUACCUGAGGAGUGUUCUACAUUAAAGGACGAAUCCAGCAUUCUGCGAUGACAAUAACAUGGAUGGAACUUAUAAAAUACGUAACAACUCAGUCCCAUUGUCACACAUUGAUGUUCCAUUUUUGUAAUUAAAAUACUUUGUAACGGCUUGCCAUGUUUGUAAAAAAAAAAUGUUUUUUAAGAAGAGACAAUAUUUUGAUUGUGAGGAGUUUUAUAUCCGAUGUACAGUUAAUAAAGUUCAUCGAACUUAAACGGUUAAAAAUGA